CGGGGCCAGGGGCGGGCAGAUAACCGGCGCUUUUCAUAACGCGAGACUGCACUGCACACAAAUAAAUCACCUCGUUCAACAGGUGCCCAAGCCACUCGUUUCCAUCCUUCUGGAGUUUCGAGUAGCCAGCCUGCUAGCUGCUUCUGGCGCAAUGAUGGCGCAGCCGCAGCUGGAGAAGAAGGUGCCCCCGCGGGCGAGGCCGCCGCUGACGGGGAAGUCCGUGGCCGCGCUCUGCGUCGCCAGCUUCGCCGUCGGCCUGCUGCUCAGCGGCUGGAUGCCGCUCCUGUCGGCGCCGAUCAGCACGGUGGACAAGACCUCUGCUCCCGGCUGCGACGACAGCCGCGUGAGCAAGGGGUUAGCCGGGGAGAGGCAUGACCCCAAGGGUAUCAUGAGCGAGGUGUCCAGGACGCACCAUGUCAUCCGGUCGCUGGACAAGACGGUGUCUUCUCUGGAGAUGGAGCUGGCCGUGGAGCGCGCCCGGAGCGGCGUCGCCGGCGCGGCGGGCUCGUCCAAGGCCCUUCAGAAGGCCUUCGUCGUGAUCGGCAUCAACACGGCCUUCAGCAGCAAGAAGCGCCGCGACUCCCUCCGCGAGACCUGGGUGCCCUCAGGGGAGAAGCUGAGGAGGCUGGAGAAGGAGAAGGGGAUCGUGGUGCGGUUCGUGAUCGGCCGGAGCGGGGCGGCGGACCGCGCCCUGGACGCGGAGGAGGCGGAGCACAAGGACUUCCUCCGGCUGGACCACGUGGAGGGCUACCACGAGCUGUCCUCCAAGACCAGGAUCUACUUCGCCACCGCCGUCGCCACCUGGGACGCCGACUUCUACGUCAAGGUCGACGACGACGUCCACCUCAACCUCGGGAUGCUGGCAACUAGGCUGGCCAAGUACAGGGCGCGGCCCAGGGUGUACGUCGGCUGCAUGAAGUCCGGCCCUGUUCUGUCACAAAGAGGGGUGAAGUACCACGAGCCGGAGUACUGGAAGUUCGGGGACGUCGGGAACAAGUACUUCCGGCACGCCACCGGCCAGAUCUACGCCGUCUCCAAGGACCUCGCCGCCUACAUCUCCGUCAACCAGCCGAUCCUGCACAGGUUCGCGAACGAGGACGUCUCCGUGGGCGCGUGGCUGAUCGGGCUGGAGGUGGAGCACGUCGACGACCGGAGCAUGUGCUGCGCCACGCCACCAGCCGUGCGUUUUGCAGACUGCGAGUGGAAGAAGCGGGCCGGGAACGUGUGCGUGGCGUCCUUCGACUGGUCCUGCAGCGGGGUCUGCAGGUCCGUGGACAGGAUGAAGCUCAUCCACGACGCCUGCGGCGAAGACCAGGCGGCCCUCUGGGGCGUCGCCACCUGAUCUGGAGUAGUGGUCGGAGUAGCGCAUCGGCCGGCCGGCCGCGCUGUUUAAUGUAGCUAUAGCUUGAUUUGGAAUCCGAUCACUUUGAUCCAAUGCUAUUUCUUCUUCCAAAAGUGAGGGAUAACUCGACCUCUGCAUGAAACGAUGCACAUAACCAUUCUAUCAUACUCAAGUGACUCAACUUUAUACUAGAUUUAGUACAAAGUUAAGUCACUUAUUUUAGAACGAAAAAAAUAUUAUUCAACA
Molecule: messenger RNA, 1588 nt
Organism: Triticum urartu
Lineage: Eukaryota; Viridiplantae; Streptophyta; Magnoliopsida; Poales; Poaceae
Product: putative beta-1,3-galactosyltransferase 8
Cellular component (GO): Golgi membrane
Molecular function (GO): galactosyltransferase activity
Source: RefSeq, a predicted model, not a curated record